UCCCCGGGAGCGGCCCGCAGCCCAGCUAUUAAGACGCCACCGGGAAGUUUGCACGCUCCGCCCGGGUUUUGCUUAGCGGCUGGUGGUUCGCAAGGUCCAAACGGGAGAGCAACCGGCUGCACAGACGCGACCGAGGAGCAGAGCGCAUCCUCUCAGCUGCUCUCCUGCGCAUGGAGAGACUCAUGAUCCCAGAGAGAGACGUGACAGGGCAGUUUUCCCAAGUCUCCUCCCCUCCCCGCUUUGCUCUGCAGUCACUUCCUGCAGCUGUUUCCAUCUGUGUCCGGUUAUGCUGCUCUCUCCCCCCCCCCCCACUCCACCGGCUUUCUCGCCCAUCCACCGGUUCUCUUCGUAGCCCCUUUAGACCUGGCUUUUUUUAAGUUAUAAAAGAGGCGCCACGAAAGCUCUCCACGACCCCAUGCUCGGGGAUGCGGCGCGCGCCUGGCCGGCUCCAUCUCCGGGAAAAUCCUUGCAGGAGCCUCCUGUGAAUCGCUCUCUUUUCCUUCCACCACCAGCCUUCGCGAAGCCGAGCCGCCGUUGGUCUCCUGUCAUCAGAGGAAGCGAUGCCAGACGUUCUCUCGACAAAUGAUCCUCUUGCAUCAAGCUGGAUUUCCUCUUGCUCCUCCUGAGAAGCUCCCAUCGCUUCCUAUGUCAGUGGGCGCCAGGCCUGCAGCCAACUUGCGACUAUCCCCACAGAAACCUCUCGGACUGGGGCCGUCCUUGCCACUCGCACAAGAUGAGGAACUUGCUACAGGGGUGGAGCAGGACCCUGUGUUGGAGGAACUUUGUAAGCCUUUGUGCUGCAGGCUUUGUAACGUCACGCUGAAUUCUGCACAGCAAGCCCAGGCUCAUUACCAGGGUAAAAACCAUAGUAAGAAACUUCGGAAUUACUAUGCUGCCAACAGCUGUCCAGCUCCUGCCAGGAUGGGUAGUUCCCUUGAGCCAGCCACCCAACCGGUGGUUUCCCUUCCGCUCCAGGGCGCUUCCUCAAAACCAGGAGGGCGGGUGAUCCUGGCCACAGAAAAUGACUACUGCAAAUUGUGUGACGCUUCGUUCAGUUCGCCGGCUGUGGCCCAGGCUCACUACCAAGGGAAGAAUCACGCAAAGAGGUUGCGCCUGGCUGAAGCUCAAAACAACGCAUUCUCGGAGUCAUCAGAAGUGGUGGGCAAAAGGAAGAUGCGGAAAGUAGGGAACGAAUACAAGAUGAUGCAGAGCAGACGAAACGUCUAUGCCGUCCAGAGUAACACAGGCCCUUAUUUCAACCCUCGCUCCCGCCAGCGGAUCCCGCGUGACCUCGCCAUGUGCGUCACCCCCAGCGGCCAGUUCUACUGCUCCAUGUGCAACGCCGGCGCCAGCGAGGAGGCUGAGUUCCGGCAGCAUCUGGAGAGCAAGCAGCACAAGAGCAAAGUCUCGGAGCAGCGCUACAAGAACGAGAUGGAGAACCUGGGCUACGUACAAUGAGACGGCGAUUCCCGCUGGCUCCAUCCUUCCUCCCUCCCUCCCCUCCCGCCAACCCUGAUGGAGGGAGCAACUUCUCUCGCCUGCCGCUUGCCGUUCGCCCUGCUUUUUCUGCUCCGUGCCUUAGGAGUUCCGCUCUCCAGCGCUUUCUCUUUUUUCUCUCUCUCUGUGUUUUAAAGCACCUACAAGGCCAGCAGCGAAAUAGGUGAAGCAAAAGGGUUUUUGCAAAUUUCGCUGCCACUUGGCACACAAGUAUGCGCUGCAGGGUGCCAAGUUCUCCGUGUUGUGUUUGCUCAUUUGCUAAGGCUCAACCUUGCCUACUUCCCCCUACCCCUAAUCUCCCCUUUGCAUGAGACUUGGCCUGGGAAGCACCGGAGCCACAAACAGGCAGGGCGCAAGUUUCGCCCUUUUCUCUCUUCUUCUUUGUCUUCUUCUUCUUUGUUUUCGCCCUGCAUUCCACUGCAGCUUCAGAAGGGGCAGUUUGGAUGAGAGAAAAGCAGCCACAGUGCUGCGCCAGGAGUCCUAGCUCCAUCGGCAGGCCAGAGCGCAAUGGCAGAGUGCACCUCUUGCAAACAGGAGGUCCUGGCUUUGAACCUGUGCACCUUCAGUUGCAUCAAAGGCUCUUGGGUACCAGGGCUGCGGAAGACCUCUGCCCCAAGGCCUGGGCGAGAUGUCGCCGCUUAGAAUUGCCAAUACUGGGCUGGAUGAGCCUGUAGAGACACAGUUGGUAGAAGACAUCUUUGUCUGUUUACAAAGAUUCUGCCGGUGGGCAUAGAGAGGGAAAGCUAAAACUCUGCAGGGUAACUCGCUUAGAAAGUAGAUAUGGGGCCAGAGGUUUGUCUG
Molecule: messenger RNA, 2298 nt
Organism: Podarcis muralis (Common wall lizard)
Lineage: Eukaryota; Metazoa; Chordata; Lepidosauria; Squamata; Lacertidae
Gene: ZMAT3
Product: zinc finger matrin-type 3
Molecular function (GO): nucleic acid binding; zinc ion binding
Source: RefSeq, a predicted model, not a curated record